AAACACAUAAUUGUUUUCGUAUAAACCGCGCUAAAUUUAAAAUCCGCGAUUAAUCGAGCGCAGCAAUUCCCAUCACUAGGGAAAAUAAAAUACUACGAACUACAAGUGCAGCAGCGUUUGGAUUAUUAUUGAUAAUUUCAGAGGCACAUCAUGGAUAUUGAUGAUGACCAAAAUGUGCAGACGUGUAAGCGUCAAAAGCGCAACAACUCGAAGGAUGACAAUCGCAGCGGAGAUGAUAAUGAAGAGACAACAGCUGCUGCACCACCAACGGUCGCUGAAGUGAACCCAACAGUGGCUAAUCGGUGGCAUAUGCAAAAGGAAAAGUCGGUCGAGUCCAUAAAUAGCGACAACAAGAACAAUAAGAAUAAUAACAACAGCACCAAAAGCGACGCUGUUGAUAACUUGUCAGAGGGCCAGCAGGAAGAAGAAGAAGCAAAACAACAAGAGGCUGCGAGUUUGCCUAUGGCGACAACAACUGUUGACGCAGACGAAGCUACAGAUCCAAAUGUUGCGACAUCAAGUACAGCGUCAGGUGUUCAGUUUGAUGAACAAGCGAUAAAUGUACAAACAGAGCCUGUAGUGCGCGUAGAGGAUGAUAGCCAGUCUUCACAGUCGGAUGAUGUUGGCGAGUCGCCUGUUGUCUUUAACAGACACCGCAUACCGAGUACACGCUCCUAUCGUUCGCCAUUCUCUCCCAGCAUGCAGCGCCGUAUUAGCUCCCCUUUCCCCUUUAUAGAUCAUACGCUGAGCACUGAUGAGGACAGCGACUUUGAACCUAGGCAGAUAAUUCCGCUGGAAAGCAGCUCGGAUUCUAAUGAUUCGUUGCUGCUGGGUCAUAGCAAUGAUACGUCUUAUUCUGAUAACGGAGAUAACGAACCGACGGACAAUGUGGCCGAUAAGGAGCAGGUUGAGUCCGCUGUAAAUAAUGUGCUUUGCAAAAACAAGCCAGUCUACAGUUGGAACUUGACACAGCAGCUCAUACAGCGUGAGCAUAACAUCAGCAAUCGCAUCAAUUGGCGUGGCGGACACAGCGCGAGUUCCAGUUUUGGCCAGGGGUACUAUGCCAGUCGCCAAGCUGUGGAGCAGCUCACAAUGUUAAGCAAAUUGAGUCGCCAUCGCGGAUGUGUUAACUGUUUGAAUUUUAAUCGCGCUGGCGAUCUUGUCUGCUCCGGCUCAGAUGAUCUCAACAUUAUUGUCUGGGACUGGGCCAAUAAGAGGCCGCGUCAUAGCUUCAAGUCUGGUCACAGUUUAAACAUAUUUCAGAGUAAGUUUAUUGAUAGCAGCGGCUGCUUGGAUAUUGUGACCACCAGCCGUGAUGGUCAGGUGCGGCGUACUGUCAUACCGCCCUCUGGUAGCGAAUCCGUUCGCCACCAUCCCAUACGUUUGUACAGCCACAGCGAAGCUGUGCACAAGCUGGUGGUGGUGCCACAGAGCCGCAACGAGAUUAUGACCGCUGGAGAGGAUGCAGCUGUGAAACAUUUUGACCUGCGCAGCAACCAAUUCACUCUUAUGCUGCGCUGCUUGUCCGAUGGGCGACGCGUGCGUCUCUUUAGCGUUGCGCAUCAUCCGUUUGCGCAAGAGUUCUGCGUCAGCGGCUCCGAUGACAAGCUGCGUAUCUAUGACAAGCGCAAGCCCUCCCAUUUGGUACACGAAUUGGUGCCCAAGGAUAUACAAGAUAAGAGAAUUUCGCAAAUCACUUGUUGUGUCUACAACCACAGCGGCAGCGAGAUAUUGGCCACAUACAGUGAUGCAGGCAUUUAUCUUUUCGACAGUCGCAACUACCAGGUAGGCGAGUACCUUCACUCCUACGGAGGCCACGUUAACAGUCGCACCAUUAAGGGGGUUAACUUCUUUGGUCCACACUCGGAGUAUAUUAUUAGUGGCAGUGACUGUGGCAACAUCUUCUUCUGGGAUAAAAACACUGAGGCUGUGAUUAACUUAAUAAAGGGCGAUACGGGCGUUGUUAACUGCCUGGAGCAACAUCCCUCGAUGCCAGUGCUGGCCAGUUCUGGCUUGGAGCAUAAUGUUAAAAUCUGGACGCCUUGUGGCUCCGCUGAAGCCGCCGAGACUCGCGCGAAAGACUUGAAAGAAACGUUGCGUAAAAACUUUAGACGCAGCAUUUUGGAUGUGGGUGAGCUGGACAUUAGUCAGAUACACUAUUUUAUACGUCAGCUGAUUGAUCCACGUCCUAGUCGUCAUGCACGCGGCAUGGCGGCAUUUGAACGCAAUGCCGCAAUGUUUGACACCCUGAGCACCAGCAGCAGCAGCAGCACCAAUAGUAGCCCCAGCAACCACAGCAGUGGCAAUAGCAGCAACAACAGCCCUGCCGGCCCGGACCCAGCUGAGGGCAGAUUGGAUGAGGCCACCGCCGAGAUGCUAGGCUGUCGCCAGCAAUAGCACCGACAUUAAUAACCAGAUGAAUCCAAAGUCAAUUAAGCUGCGACUGGCAAGGUCGGAAAAGCUUAUAAUUGAUUACUUUAGUUAAUACUAUAUUUUAUUUGAUUGAAUACUUCGUUGCCUUGCGUGGCAAGCCCUGUGGGCUAGUAUUUGUUUUUUAGAGCAGGCGUUUCAAAAGCUGUGAAUAUACAAGUAAGCGCCUAAAUAUAUUCAAAUUUUGAACCAUGUUAAAUAAACACACAUAAACA
Molecule: messenger RNA, 2645 nt
Organism: Drosophila busckii
Lineage: Eukaryota; Metazoa; Arthropoda; Insecta; Diptera; Drosophilidae
Product: DDB1- and CUL4-associated factor 8
Exons: 6
Coding region: 151-2397 (748 amino acids)
Cellular component (GO): cytoplasm; Cul4-RING E3 ubiquitin ligase complex
Molecular function (GO): protein binding
Source: RefSeq, a predicted model, not a curated record